Molecule: messenger RNA, 3681 nt
Organism: Suncus etruscus (white-toothed pygmy shrew)
Lineage: Eukaryota; Metazoa; Chordata; Mammalia; Eulipotyphla; Soricidae
Gene: FHAD1
Product: forkhead associated phosphopeptide binding domain 1
Exons: 28
Coding region: 1-3681 (1226 amino acids)
Molecular function (GO): protein binding
Source: RefSeq, a predicted model, not a curated record
AUGAAAGCCUAUCUAAAGAGCAAAGAAGGCUUUUUUGUCCUGAAUAAAAGUACUACUAUUGGAAGGCAUGAAAAUUCAGACCUGGUCAUUGAGUCAGCUGACAUUGACAACCACCAUGCACUCAUCGAAUUUAAUGAAGCAGAGAGCAGCUUUGUCCUCCAGGACUUCAAUUCUGUCAAUGGCACCUUCGUCAACGAAUGCCACAUUCAGAACGUAGCUGUGAAACUGUUGCCAGGAGACAUCCUGAGGUUUGGAUCUACUGGGCUCACUUACGAGCUGGUUGUUGAAAACCCAUCCUUGGUCACUUUUCCAUGGAUGAAGAGCCCAUCUCCUUGGCCAGGGUCACAGCCACCUUGGGUCCCACAACAGCAGAACCCAUCACGGUCGCCACCACAGUUCCCCUUCUUCCAAGGCAUCCGGCAACCACACAUGCAGAGGAGUUGGUCCCAGGGGUCCUCUAGACCCACCAUAAUCCCGCCUGCCCCCCACCAGCACCCUCUGAAUACCAGCGGGAAGAUAUUGUCUGUUGUGAUGGAGAGCAAUCCAAAGCCCCCUCUCAUCAAGCAAGCAAGUCACUCUACUUGGCAACUACCUUCCAGUCGAUGGAUGAGGCAGGAGGACAAUUUCAUACAUUUGGCCUUCGUUAGCCAUGUGUACCUCAUGUACCAGAGUCUCCCCAGUGCCAGCAAUAGGUCCAGCCUCAUGCUUAGGAGGGGACAUGUAGGAACCCCAGACUAUGGAGAAGCAGGAACAGAACUGUCCUGUAUUCUCAGUCUGUUCUGGAACAUGUGGAUGGAAGUGUGGGCAAAUGCCAUAGGCCUGUCGGAACAAUCAUUGGCUGAGGGAAGUCCUGGAGCCUCCCACACCACAGAAAUUUACGUGGACCAGGACCUGGGCCAUCAGGAUAAGUUAAUAGCAAAGAUCACCCAGGUCGCCGAAGACAACCUCAGCUUACAGCAGAGGAAAUGGAGCCUGCAGAAGGAGUCUCAGCUCAGCAGCUCUCAACAGGAGAUCACAGAGAACAUCGAGAAGCUGAAGACAUCUCUAGACAACUGCCAGGUCUGCAUGAAAACCUCUUGCAGCAGCAGCGACCUGAAGAAGGAGGUGGACCAACUUCGUUUCCUCGAGGUGAGCCCCCCUAUUUUGGGGCUCCAGAAGGUGUCGCUGGACAUCGUUGCCACGUCCGCAUCCUGGCUGGAGGACAUGGAACGCCUCCUCCGGGAUGUUGGGAUCCAGCUAGCCAGCUCCGACAAAGGGUUGUCCUUAUAUCUGAAGUGUCUUCUGGAACAUUAUAAAAAAAUUAAAAGCCAUACCCAGGAACUUGAGGUCAAAGUCACCAGUUCACAGGAAACUCAGCAUUCUUUGAUGCAAAUAAAGCAUCGGGAACAUCAAGCAGAAAAAGAGAAGCUGAAUGAGGAAAGGCUACAGGAAGAGGAGAAGCUAAAGGCCAAAAUCAAGCGACUGAGAGAAGAGAAAGAGGCAUUGGAGGAGAGAUUCACUCAAGAAAAAGCCAAAAUGAAAGAAGCUCUAGGGGAUGAAUGCAGGAAAGUCCAAGAUAUGGAGAACCGCCUCAUCAGCCAAAAGAAGGCUUUGGAGGAGAACAUUAUUCAAGAGAAAAACAGAGCAAAGGAAGCUCUAGAGGAAGAACAGUCUAAAGUUCGAGAUCUGGAAAACCGCCUUGCCGAACAGAAGGAGGCUUUGGAGAACAGCAUGGCCUAUGAGAAAAGAAAAGCAAAGGAAGCCUUAGAGACAGAAAAGAGAAGAGUUCAAGAUCUGGAGAACCAAUUAACCCAGCAAAAGGAGAUUGAAGAGAACGCCAUCGCCUAUGAGAAAAACAGAGCAAUGGAGGCCAUUGAAAAGGAGAAGAAAAGGGUGCAGGAUCUGGAGAACCGCUUGACCAAACAGAAAGAGGAAAUAGAUUUAAAAGAGCAAAAGGAGGAUAUUUUAAAUAAUAAAUUAAGUGAUACCUUGGCCGUUGUAGAAGAAAUGCAGAAAGCCAAGAAGGCUGAAAGUCUAAAAGCAGAAAACCUCACCAAGAAAUUAAAUGAAACAUUAGCUGAGCUGGAAACUUCAAGGACAAAAAUGAUCAUGAUGGAGGAGCGGAUGCAACUGCAACAACAGACUCUCAGGAUCCUCCAGGAGAAGCAGGAGUCACAGAAACAUGGAUUUGAAGAAGAAAUCAUAGAGUACAAGGAGCAGAUUAAGCAGCACUCCCAGACCAUCGUGAACCUAGAAGAACGGCUCCACAAAGUGGCCAAGCACCACAAAAAAAUUGAAGGCGAGAUUGCCACAUUGAAGGAUGGGGAACCAGCCCAAAUUGAAGAAAUACCACCAGAUCUUCCACCAAUUUCUCCACCAAAGAACAGCUCCACAGAUGCAAGGUACAAUCCCGGGAUAGAAGAUUUGUUAGCUGCUCAGAAGGACAUCCUGUCUCAGCAAGAGAUAAUCAUGAGGUUGAGGAAAGAUCUGAGCGAAGCCCACAGUCGAAUGUCAGACCUGAAAGGGGAAUUGAACGAGAAACAGAAGAUAGAACUGGAGCGAAAUGUGGCUUUAGUCCAACAGCAAAGAACUGAGCUGAAUAUGUUCAAAGAAAAGAUGAUGCAGAUGACCAGCUUGAUAGACAAGAAGGACAGGGAGUUGCGAAGCCUCAAGGAGGCACUGAGGACCUCCCAAAACAAAUUGCAGCUGCACAAGGAGAAGGAGCAGAAGUCUCGGGAUCAGGCCCAGAUGUGCGACAUCUCAGUACAAAUAGAACCAAUCAACGACACCUCUGUAAGCAGCCAAGAGGAGCAGGGCUUCAGUGAUCUUGGGGUCAAGUGCAGAGGGUCACGGCAUGAGGAAGUUAUUCAGCGUCAAAAAAAAGCCUUAUCUGAACUUCGUACACGAAUUAAAGAGCUCGAGAAGGCAGCUUAUAUAUCAGAUCAUAAAGUCCAACAGAAUGAAUCAUGUCUAGAUUUCAAGGCUCUCAGAAUGGAAAACAAUGUCCAGAAAUUAUUGAAUGGAAAACCUGACUUGCCAACACACACAAGAGUAGAAAUCCGAGGACCUCAAAGUGGUCUUAUCAACUCCGAGUCUAACCUGGUCAUGGACAAGUCAGGGAAAAUGGAUAUGGCUGAGGCUUUGGAUCUCAGUGAAAAGCUGUACAUGGACAUGAGCAAAACACUGGGCUAUCUGAUGAACAUUAAAGAUAUGUCAGGUCAUGUUUCCAUGAAGUUCCUCUCCCCAAAAGAGAGAGAGAAGGUCAACCAGCUACGACAGAGGGACCUUGAUCUGGUGUUUGAUAAGAUCACCCAAUUGAAGAGUCGGCUAGAGAGAAAAGAGGAGCUUUUGCGAGGAUAUGAGAAGGAUAUUGAACAGCUCAGGCAAAGCAAAGUGUCCGUUCAGAUGUACCAGUCACAGGUGGCUAAGCUGGAGGAUGACAUCUAUAAAGAGGCUGAGGAAAAGGCCCUGCUGAAAGAAGCCCUGGAACGCAUGGAACAGCAACUGUAUCAAGAGAAGAGGAUCAACAGGGCCAUCAGGCAGCAGAAGGACCGUUUAGAGACGCGAGAACAGAGAAAAGAAUCUGCAUUGUGCAACUGUCUCCACAAAGAGAAAAUGAGACAGAUAGGGGACCCCAAUUGGACCAAGAAAUUUCUGAUAGACUGUGGGAAGUGGAAAUUUUCCCAGCCUGGUCCAGAAUAA